Messenger RNA from Pleuronectes platessa (European plaice), 1600 nucleotides. It is a transcript of the gene irx5a, whose product is annotated as iroquois homeobox 5a. Gene Ontology annotation, cellular component: nucleus. Gene Ontology annotation, molecular function: RNA polymerase II cis-regulatory region sequence-specific DNA binding; DNA-binding transcription factor activity, RNA polymerase II-specific. Gene Ontology annotation, biological process: regulation of transcription by RNA polymerase II; cell development; neuron differentiation. Bases 1 to 1338 code for a protein of 445 amino acids. NCBI's taxonomy places the organism in Eukaryota, Metazoa, Chordata, Actinopteri, Pleuronectiformes, Pleuronectidae. The transcript has 3 exons. The record is from RefSeq and is a predicted model, not a curated record.
AUGGCGUAUCCUCAGGGCUACUUGUACCAGCCGUCCGCUUCCCUGGCCCUGUACUCGUGCCCUGCGUACAGCACCGGCGUUCUAUCCGGACCCCGAACCGAGGAACUUGGGAGAUCCUCCUCGGGAUCUGCUUUUGCGCCCUAUGCCGGAUCUACUCCGUUCUCCAGCGCCUCGCCAGGCUACAGCUCCCACCUCCCGUACAGUGCAGACGCGGCGGCAGCGGCCACAUUCACCUCGUACGUGGGUUCUCCCUACGACCACACCACGGGUAUGGCCGGCUCAUUAGGAUACCACCCUUACGGAUCGCCCUUGGGCAGCUACCCUUACGGUGACCCAGCGUACCGUAAAAACGCGACACGGGACGCCACGGCCACCCUGAAGGCCUGGCUCAGCGAGCACCGCAAGAACCCCUACCCCACCAAGGGCGAGAAGAUCAUGCUGGCCAUCAUCACCAAGAUGACCCUCACCCAGGUGUCCACCUGGUUCGCCAACGCCAGGAGGAGGCUAAAGAAGGAGAACAAGAUGACGUGGACCCCGCGGAACCGCAGCGAGGACGAGGAGGAGGACGAGAACAUCGAUCUGGAGAAGAACGACGACGACGAGCCCAGCAAGCCCACGGACAAGGGAGACUCCACAGACACGGAAGCAGGGGACAUCGGCUGUGACAGGUUUAAAGAGGAGAGCCAUGGCAAAGACACGGAGCCCCUUCUGAGCGACUCGGAGUUAAGAGAGCAGGAGGAGCGGACUACAGACUCGCUGCCGGAUUCCGCAAAACCGACCACGUCGUCGCCCUCCGCGGUGCCCCGGGGGAACCCGAGCGUUGCGCAACAAGACAAGCCCACAGACCUGAGCCACGCACCGGGCUCGGUGACCAGCAACGUGACCUCCGUGAUCCACUCGCCCCCCUCGGCCCCUAAACCCAAACUGUGGUCCCUGGCGGAGAUCGCCACGUCCUCGGACAGAUGUAAAAGCAGCAGCGACGCGCCACAGACCUGUCCCGGUCUGGCUCAGAGCUCGGUGAUGGGCACCGGCGCGUCCCCCUCCCGGUCCUCCCCCCAGUGCCCGCACCCCAACAGCACGGUCCUCUCCAGGCCGUUGUACUACACCUCCCCUUUCUACCCCGGCUACACGAACUAUGGUGGCAGCUUUGGACACCUUCACAGUAACCACGGCUCGGUGACCACGGGCUCCACGGCACAUUUCAAUGGAUUAAACCAGACUGUGUUAAAUAGAGCAGAGGCUUUGGUGAGGGAGAGCCAGAAAGUCAGAGGCCAAACGCAGGUAGAUCUUUGUAAAGACUCCCCUUAUGAACUAAAGAAAGGUAUGUCAAACAUUUAAUACCUGACUCUUUUCCACUCACUCGGACUUUUAUUUAUUUUGUGUGGUUGCAUUAAAAAAGAAACAAAAAGAAAAAAAGAAUGACUAAGCAAAAUUCUAAGAACAGUUAUUUUCUGAGUAAAUGCUUAUCCUCAAAAAAUGUUUAGUUUCUGAAUGGUUAAUCCUGCAAUGUAACAAGAAUGGUCUUAAUCGCUGCAGCCGCCUGAGUCUAUUUGUAUUAAAGACUAACAUGUAUAUUUAAUGUAGCAUUUUUGUAUUUAAA